Molecule: messenger RNA, 807 nt
Organism: Rangifer tarandus platyrhynchus (Svalbard reindeer)
Lineage: Eukaryota; Metazoa; Chordata; Mammalia; Artiodactyla; Cervidae
Source: the annotation of a GenBank genome assembly
AUGGUGCACUCAUUCUCCAGCAGCUCUGAAUCAAACCUGAGUCUCUCUGUGGGCUAUUUCCCCUGUGAGGACAUCUCCUCCUGUGAGAACACCCUCUCCUGUGAAGACUCAUCUGCUGAAGGUCCUUCAGUCCACUUUGUCCCUCCUAUCCAAGGGUCAUGGUGGACUGAAAACACAGGGAGGCUCCUAGCGAGACAAGACCAGACACAGGACGGCCCAGAACAGUUCUGCAAACUCAGCAUCACCCUGGCCUGGGAUGUUGACGUGGCCUCUAACAAUUCAGACUUGGCUGCUAACUGUGACCUAAGUGGAGGCAACAGAGACAAGCACCCCAAAGAGAAGACACAGAUGACUCUUAGCAAACUGGACGGUCUUGUGCAAAAGCUUGAGAAAUUUCUAGAGAACCAGAAAGAUGACAAAGAUGAUGACUCUGUGUUCCCUGAAUCUGCUAAGGAGGAAGACUCCCAGCUGCCUAGCAGCUCCCUUCCAGGUAUGGCUCAGACAAUAAUCGAGGCAACUGGCAGCCAAGGGACAGAUAUUACAGAGAUCUCCUCAGUCUUAUCAGGUCUACCAGAGAAGGAGGACACUCACUCCAGCACAGAAGCCCUCUCAUGUCUGAAUUUCCGGUGCAUCUUCCGCUGGCUAAGGCACCAAGUCCUCCCCUCACUUUUGGGGAGAGAGGAUCCCAAGAAGGCCACUGAGCGUCCCCGUGAACUGGCACAAAAGAAAAGAUUCUCUCACAGAAGCAAGAGAAUCCAACCUCAAGAAUCCUUCGAAUUAGGACACCCCAUACCACCAGAUUUUUAA